GAAAAAGAAAGAAGAAGAACUUCUUUCACAGAAAUUACGGAAUAUAGCAAAAUGGCAGAGUUUCUAUCAAUCGUGGGAUGGAUACUUAGUCUCCAAGGAAGGAGAAUCUUCCGGCUGAUUUGCUUCCGAAUAAGCAAAGAUAUGCAUGCACUCUCUCUCUCAAAUUUUAGCACAUAUAUGAACCGUUCAGAAAGUAUAGGAGGGAGGGGUUUAGAUACAUAGAUAUAGAUACAUGGCGUCUGUUCUGAUAUCUGCUGCGGCGGCGGUGCUCUUCCUCACCAUCCCAGUUUCCCUCUCCAUUCCUUUCUUACUCUUUCACGGUGUGAACGAUGAAUGCCCCGAUGACAAGGGGAGCUUCACAGAGCUCCUGAGGAAUCUCUCGGGCUCUCCUGGAUAUUGCGUGGAAAUCGGGAACGGGAAAGACGAUUCGUGGUCGAUGCCGCUGACUGAACAGGCAACCCUCGCCUGCCAAACCGUGAAGCAGAUGAAAGAACUGAGUCAGGGUUACAACAUUGUCGCCCAGUCGCAGGGAAACAUGGUAGCUCGAGGCCUUAUAGAGUUUUGUGAGGGUGGUCCACCGGUUAGGAACUACGUGUCGCUUGGAGGGCCUCAUGCUGGUGUCUCAUCCAUCCCUAACUGUCCCUCCGCUUUAAUCUGCAAACUUGCAGAAAAAUCGGUCUACGCCGACAAUGUUCAAAAUACGUUAGCUCCCAGCAAUUACGUCAAAAUACCAACUGAUAUAGCCAACUACUUGGAGCACUCCCGCUAUCUGCCUCUUCUUAACAACGAGAAGCCCGAUGAGAAGAACCCCUCCUUUAAAGACCGUUUCAGCAGCCUCCAGAACCUGGCCCUCCUCAUGUUUGAGGAAGAUACGGUGUUGAUCCCCAAAGAAACCGCAUGGUUUGGAUAUUACCCAGAUGGUGACUCCCAGACUCUUCAGUCUCCUCAACAGACAAAGCUGUACACAGAAGACUGGAUCGGCCUGAAAACACUGGACACUGCCGGAAAAGUGAAGUUCAUAAGCGUAGCUGGAAAGCAUCUCCAACUGUCUCAUGACGACGUUGUCAAAUAUGUGGUGCCUUACCUUCAAGGCUCAUGAUGUUUUUUUAAUCAACUUAUUCUAGAUAUUUAUCUUUGGACUGUAACCUCAAGGACCUAACAAAAAGCCUUUCUCUAAGGGUCCCGUUUACAAAACGCACACAGUCGAUCACAAUUUCUUGUAGCUCAAGUAACCGAAAUAAAAAAAAA
Messenger RNA from Tarenaya hassleriana, 1248 nucleotides. Its product is annotated as palmitoyl-protein thioesterase 1-like. Gene Ontology annotation, molecular function: thiolester hydrolase activity; palmitoyl hydrolase activity. Gene Ontology annotation, cellular component: intracellular membrane-bounded organelle. Bases 233 to 1099 code for a protein of 288 amino acids. NCBI's taxonomy places the organism in Eukaryota, Viridiplantae, Streptophyta, Magnoliopsida, Brassicales, Cleomaceae. The transcript is spliced from 12 exons. The record is from RefSeq and is a predicted model, not a curated record.